Gopherus evgoodei (Goodes thornscrub tortoise) is the source of this 3621-nucleotide messenger RNA. It is a transcript of the gene NIT2, whose product is annotated as nitrilase family member 2. The record is from RefSeq and is a predicted model, not a curated record. NCBI's taxonomy places the organism in Eukaryota, Metazoa, Chordata, Testudines, Testudinidae. Gene Ontology annotation, biological process: oxaloacetate metabolic process; L-glutamine metabolic process. Gene Ontology annotation, cellular component: mitochondrion. Gene Ontology annotation, molecular function: omega-amidase activity.
AUGCGUCCCCCCGUGCGUCUAUCAGCUGAUGCCGCGUUGGCCAGGACUGAGAUGCUGCCCGCGCGAGGAGCCAUGGCCAACUUCCGUCUAGCACUAAUCCAGCUUCAUGUAUCUGCUGUGAAGUCAGAUAAUCUGAACAAAGCUUGUGGAUUGAUAAGAAAAGCAACAGCACAAGGAGCAAAUGUUGUGGCUCUGCCUGAAUGCUUUAACUCUCCCUAUGGUACUAAAUAUUUUCGUGAAUAUGCAGAGAAAAUCCCUGGAGAAUCCACACAGAAGCUCUCAGAAGUUGCAAAAGAGUGUGGCAUCUAUCUCAUUGGAGGAUCCAUUCCAGAAGAGGAUGCUGGGAAGUUGUAUAACACGUGUACUGUUUUUGGACCUGAUGGUGCUACGUUGGCUAAGCACAGAAAGAUUCAUUUAUUUGACAUUAAUGUUCCUGGGAAAAUCCGGUUCCAGGAGUCAGAAACUCUGAGCCCAGGGGACAGUUUCUCCAUCUUUGAUACUCCAUACUGUAAAGUGGGACUGGGGAUCUGCUAUGACAUCCGAUUUGCUGAGCUUGCUCAAAUCUACACACAGAAAGGUUGCCAGCUGCUAGUGUAUCCAGGGGCUUUUAAUAUGACAACUGGACCAGCCCACUGGGAACUGCUGCAAAGGGGACGAGCGGUUGAUAACCAAGUCUAUGUGGCUACUGCAUCUCCUGCUAGGGACGAGAAAGCAUCUUAUGUUGCCUGGGCACACAGCACUGUAGUAAACCCAUGGGGGGAAGUCAUAGCCAAAGCUGGCACUGAGGAAACCAUUAUCUACACAGAUAUAGACCUGAAGAAGCUUGAAGACAUCCGCCAACAAAUCCCCAUUCUUACUCAAAAGCGCUCAGAUCUGUACAGCGUAGAGGCAAAGAGAGAGUGAGGCUUCAUGCGUACAGCUCCAUGCUCUUCAAAACUCAGAUCAAGAGCCGCUCUUUUGACAUUUGCUUGUAUCAUCAGACAGAAAAAGACAGUAAAAUAAUCAUUUUCACAAGCUAUUGCUGACCUUGCAUCCGAUAACCAUACAGUUAAGCACAAGAGCACAGGGUUCAUUUCAGAAUUAUACCAGCAUAAGUGAAGCUGAAUGGAGGUGGCUUGUGAGCUGGCUUUUAUCUCCUUUCAUACUUUAGCUAUUUCAUGGUACUUUACAAAGCCAUGACUUAAGUGCUGGGAUAGAGUUUUGCCUGCAGCUUUUGAACACUGAACCUUGUCUAGCUGAGGAGGAAUGCUGGCCAGGACCCUGCACUUUCUGAAAAGUGCCAUGAGACUUUGUAGUUUCUACCCAAACAAUUAUUGAAGGUCUAGUAUCUCAACUGUAUUGGAUAGAGUGAGUCCUGCCGUGAGACUUGAACCCACUGCUGUGGGUCCAGAGGUACAGCUGACACCACCCCACUGACAUACACCGAAGUUAUAUUUUCUGUAUGCAGUGAUGUAAAAUCAAAGGUCUUUCUACUGUGGCUGUCACUGUCAUAUCUAGGCAUCAAAUUAAUGAUGACUUUUCUUCUCCUGCCUUUCUGCCCUAUGCAUCCCAGCCCGGGCAUAGAGGAUGAAUUCCUACUCCCAUUUGCUGCUGCUCGCAGUUCUCUAGCACUUGCCUGUCUUCCUGCCUCAGGUUCCCUCUGGAGCCUAUUGCUGUCAACCCUUAACUGGCUGCGGAGGAGGGGAAACUGGGCUAAGGCUGCCAUUUUAUGCAAGAUCCUUGCAACUGUGUUCAGCAUCAGUAUCUACCAAGUUAAUUUUUACACUGUUCUUUAUAUUAAACACACUAUUAUUCUUAGUUUGGUGCUUAUGUUUAAUGCAACAAGAGGAGCUGGCAUGGAUUCUUCUGCAAGCUCUAACCUAGUGGUGGUGGUACAGCAUCCUUUUGACAGGCUAUAAGAAAAUCCAGUUAAACAAGACUGUGGCUUGAGAUAGCUCCUGGAAUAUUUUGCCACCUUGCAAUGUACAAAUAAAGCACCAAUCACUGGCCCUAAUAAAGGCUGUGAUCCUGCCACCCAUCUGGGUGUGGAAUUCCCCCUCUCAUGGAGGGGAUGAUUGGGCUUAUUUUAAAUUGCAGAUCCUUAAAGCAAAACUACUGUGUAAACAAGUGUCAUGGUAGCAAUUCUGGUAAAGCUAGUUAGUGGAAAAUCUGUAAUAACUCCUCUCAAGAAUGUGGGAUACCAAGGCCGAGAGAGGAGGCCAUCACACACAUUCCCCCUUGUAUCUCCCUGACUUCUGGAGUUCUCUGGACAAUCUAGACUCAUUCCCUUGUCACUUUAAUGGCUAAUUCUCAAGUUUGUAAGCAAAUGCCCAAACUCUUUUAUGUAAAAGUUUUUUAAAAUGUAGAUCAAUAGUUUGUCACCAUUAGCUCAUCUAACAAGCGACUCUUCCUCUCACUGCUGUAAACAUUUAACUCACUCUUAGCAUUUACACCAGUCAUUCCGUUUAAUUUCUGAUUCAAGCCAGACUCCAGCCUGUGUAAACAUAUUAAAAGUGAGGGGCCAAAUUCUGCCCUGGAACAGCUAGACUAUCUGCAAUGGAAUAAUUCCAGAUGGAGAGUAGUGCUAGAAAGGUUUUAGACCAUUAUGUCUUGCAUGUAGAGUCUAAGCUAAUUAUGGUGCAAUUCCUGGCUUUGGCAGCUGGUGCUGCAACUUUAGUGAUGUGGAAUUCCUUUUCUUUGUGUGUCAGGACUCUAUGUACACAGACUUUGAGGUACAGUACUACCUAAAGUGGCUUUUUCUAAUUGUUAAUUAUGCCUCCUGCUAUUUUGAACUGAAUAAUUUGCAAGCAGAAGAGGUGGUUAGAAAGGUACCUUUUGCUGAGGAGCUUUUGGAAACAGGCCUAUUGCUGGAAUUUGUUUUCUAAAGAAGGAGUCGGGGGGAGAGGGGAAUUACUACUCUUGAGCAAUGUGGGCCUACAUCUGAGACAUACUGAGCACCUGUAGCUCCCACUGACGAUUACUGCACAGGUGUUUGCUGUACUAGCCAUCUGGGUAGAGAUGAGGCCUAUCAGCUGUAGAGGAUCCUUCAUUUCUUCACUGUUCCUCUCACUGAAAUGAGGGACAAAUUUUGGUAACAUGCUUCAUCAUGACAAACUGGCAAUUUAAGUGGCUAAAAUACCUUUGCAAUAAAACAAUGUCUUUUCUGCCUCCAACUCUGAGCCUAAGAGACAUUGUUUUCCAAUUUCCAGGGUUUACAGUAGCCUCUCAAAAAAAGCACCAAACAGUAGCUGCACUGUAAAAGGCCCUUCUAAUCUCAGCAGCUUGCUUCUCAAAUACAAAAAUAGUUUCAGCACCUUGUUUUCAUUAAGUAGACACACUGCAUAAGAAUUUCCCAAACCAGACUAUAAAAUGAAGAUUUAUUAGUUGAAAAAUAUAAAAGAUUUAGCAAACAAUGUACCAUUUUGAGUCUAGUUUAAUAUAAAUUUCUGCAAGGAGCCAUCCUCUGAGCCCCUCCUGUCUGCCACCCUCAGCACGAUAACCCAGGUCAGCAUAUAUGACUUAUAAAAACAUCAGCUAUUUGUUUCAUUUUUAAACUACAGUGUCUGAUAGAAGGAUACGGUUUGGGUUUUCUUGUUUUUGUUUCCUGUGCAGCAGAAUAUAAAUUAAAGUUUAUUUUUCAUG